GUCAGUCGCCGGUUGACUCCAAGAGAGUGUGAACGUGUAGGUUCGGAAACUAUGAUUCGAAGACACGAAUUCAAUACUUAUGGCUUCUUCCUGCUGUUGUUAAGCGGGUGCUCCUCGGCCGCGCACACCAACUUGCAGAGGGAGGACCACGCCAUUACACGACCUGUGAUCUUGGAGACUCAGCACGGAAGUCAGCGUCUGCCGGGCACUCAUCCCUCAAGUGGUCAUCCGUCAGGCGAUCAUCUGCCUCACCCUCAUCCAUCAAAUCCGCGUCCCCGACCGUAUUAUACAGGAGACGACCAACUAGGGUCUCCAUAUUACCUGGAUCCUGAGGGACGACCGGCGGCCCAGCCUCCGCACGUGGCACCAGAAGGAUCUUUCCCACAAGGGAAAGGAAUGCGAGAGCGACUUCAAGGGCCCGUGCCUCUCGCAGAAGUACCGCAGCCACAGCGGCCGAUGCAACAACCUCCACUACCCCGAUUUCGGCGCCGCUAACGAGCCUCUGCCUCGGAUUCUGCCGCCGGUGCAUCACGACGCCUUCUUCAAGACCCUAUCUGCGGCCGGGGGUCUGCUCCCCAACCCCCGCGUCGUCAGUCUGGCCGUGAGGAAGCUGCCCCAGGCCCGCCCUACGGAGCACAACGUCAUGGUCAUGCAGAUGGGCCAGUUCAUCGACCACGACUUCGUUCUCACGCCCGUGGUCACAGGCGACGACGACAAACCACUGGAAUGCAAGGAAUGCAGCUCGUGGACCAAUCCUGGAUGUGCGCCCAUUCCUAUUCCUCGCAAUGACCCUUUCCUGUCCGUCCACGACGUGAAGACUGGGAAGCUGCGGUGCCUCCCCUUCGCGAGAACCGCCGUCAGAGGUCGACCCAGCGGCUUCGGUCGUCACACGGUCGACCAGAUCAACACCAACACCGGAUUUCUGGAUUUGUCGACGGUCUACGGCACCAGCGACUGCCGCAUGAACCGCCUGCGACUGUUUGCCAACGGUCACAUGACUGAGACGCGGGUCAUGAACUUCGACAAAGGGGUUUUGCCUCUGGUUCCUGGCGACCUGUUCGAGGAUUGCCGUACGAAGCAUGGCAAGUGUUUCAUGGCAGGGGAUGACAGGAGCAACGAACACCUUGGUAUUAUGGUCUCUCACAUGCUGUAUCUUCGCGAGCAUAAUCGAAUCGCAAUGGGACUCGCCAAAAUCAACCCACACUGGGAUGACGAGAGAGUCUACCAGGUCUCCAGGCAGAUCAACAUAGCCCAGUAUCAGCACAUGGUUUACAACGAGUUUAUCCCAACACUCAUCGGUUACUGGAAAGCUAAAGAAUACGAUUUGCUUCCUCUGAAAAACGGCUACUCGAAUCGCUACGACGGCCGCGUGAAUCCGGGCGUCCUGAACGAGUUCGCCACGGCCGCCUUCCGCCUCGGCCACACCAUGAUCCCGGACGAUUUCCGGAUGCUGGACGGGGACUACAAGCCCGUCUCGUCCUUCCCCCUCGUCGAGACCUUCCACAAUACGAGUAUGGUGUUCCCGAUGGAAUCCGGCGACUACCUGGUUCGCGGGAUGGUAGGAACCAGGUUGAAACCGGUCGACCUGAAACUCGUGGACAUCGCCCUCGACAGACUCUUCGAGAAGUUAGGAGUUCCUCAUUCGGGAGAAGAUCUGUUUGCCAGGAACGUAGCUAGAAGCAGAGACCACGGCAUUGCUUCAUACACUACGUAUCGACAGUUCUGCGGUCUAGGACCUACUGCGAACUUUGACGACCUGAGAAACACCAUGCCCGACGAAGCAAUAACCAGCUUUCGGCAGGUCUACGCUAGUGUGCACGAUAUUGACCUCUAUGUCGGCGGUCUGGCAGAGAAGCUGUUGCCCGGGGCUUUAGUGGGCCCGACAUUUGCCUGCAUCAUCGCCUUCCAGUUUCUCAACAGUAAACGUGGAGAUAGAUUUUGGUACGAGAAUAAAGACGCAGGUUUCAGCUAUGUGCAGCUUCACGCCAUCCGCAGCACAGCGUCCUUCUCUAGUAUUAUGUGCGAAAAUAUGGCUGAGAAAUUCGACCACAGGAUACCACCCCAAGCGCUGCGUUUACCGUGCAACCGAAAGAACCCUCUUACACAGUGUAGCCGCCUGCACAAGCUAGACCUGAGUCUAUGGGCCGAGAAACCGACGUACCUGCCCAAACCCUGUACCUAUAUGAGCACCGUGUACCGUCCUGGUGCUCCUGUGGCCGUGUCGCCUUGCCUCGCCUGCGUCUGUCACACUGAUGGCAAGGUGAGAGAGAGAGAGAGAGAGAGAGAGAGAGAGAGAGAGAGAGAGAGAGAUGGAUCCAGAUCCACCUCCGGUGUUGGUUUCAUAGUAACCUUCCCAACUUACACAUUCAUAUACCCUAUCCCUCCUGAAUCCAGUGUCCAUACUACAGAACUGAUUCAGGACAGGUUAUUCUGCCUGUCUACAUGCCACAAAUCUAUCAGAUUUUACUGGGUACCCACUUUUGUUGGAAUCCCCAGCAAUGAACAGGCAGAUACUUUAGCACCAUCCUUUAUACCCGAUGGCAAUCUUUCUGAUCAAGUCUUCAACACUACUAAGUUGCAUACUCUAAAACUAUCAUCUCCUGUUCGACACAUUGUUCUCCUGUACAUGCUUUACUGCAGCUAUAUCUUUGCUUUUCCUCACCUAUCCUCCCUUCACAGACCUCUCAACCUGCAGGCACAAAUAAAGAUGACAUCACAGGUGAACAUAUUCCUGCUCAGCUUCACUCAUCCCUUAGCAUUUGCACCGGAACUGUUUCCGUCGACACAGCUGAUUGCCCUGUUUAUGACAAGGAUUGGAGAGACUGUAAAAACGACCUACUUGUCUGCCUUCUUGACUAUGCUGCAGUAUCACUACUAUCCUAGAGGCUGCCGAAAACCUUACACCAAUAAUGCCAAAAUUACCUUCUCCAUGAAGUUAUAUUGGUUGAGAUUCCUGCCAGACACUUAG
This is a messenger RNA of Penaeus monodon (black tiger shrimp), 2968 nucleotides long. RefSeq names its product heme peroxidase 2-like. Gene Ontology annotation, biological process: response to oxidative stress. The coding region runs from base 644 to 2968 and encodes 774 amino acids. Lineage: Eukaryota; Metazoa; Arthropoda; Malacostraca; Decapoda; Penaeidae. Gene Ontology annotation, molecular function: peroxidase activity; heme binding. The record is from RefSeq and is a predicted model, not a curated record. The transcript has 20 exons.